Molecule: messenger RNA, 1220 nt
Organism: Oncorhynchus masou masou (cherry salmon)
Lineage: Eukaryota; Metazoa; Chordata; Actinopteri; Salmoniformes; Salmonidae
Product: regulator of G-protein signaling 20-like
Exons: 5
Coding region: 75-725 (216 amino acids)
Source: RefSeq, a predicted model, not a curated record
GGUUGUGAUUGAGGCAAGAAUCACCUGUAUUCUGGCAUUCAUGGUGACACACCCAUGGGGUCAGACGGCUGGAGAUGCACAAGAGACAGAUGCAAAUGCACCAGGAAGCCGCGGCCAGUGUCCUCCAAUCACAGCACAGGAUGGGGAAUAUGCCCACCAACGCCUCCAAUGCCUGUUGUUUCUGCUGGUGUUGCUGCUGCAGCUGCUCCUGUCUGACUGUUAUGACAGAGGAUGAGAGGAUUCAAAGAAGCACCUAUGAGAGGAGGGCAGAGGGAAUCGCAAACUGUGAUGACAGCCCCAAGCCUACUCUGGAGGAUGCGACAAUAUGGACCAUGUCGUUUGAGAGGCUGAUGAAGAGCCCCGCAGGGCGGGGCUGCUUCCGACAGUUCCUCAGGACAGAGUUUAGUGAAGAGAACAUGAUGUUCUGGUUGGCCUGCGAAGAGCUCAAAAAGGAGACCAACAAAACUGUGGUGGAGGAGAAAGUACGACAGAUCUAUGAGGACUUCAUUUCUAUCCUCUCCCCUAAAGAGGUGAGUUUGGACUCACGUGUUCGAGACGUGAUCAACAAGAACAUGCUGGAGCCCACGUCCCACACGUUUGAAGAUGCCCAGCAGCAGAUCUACACGCUGAUGCAGAGAGACUCAUACCCACGCUACAUGAACUCGACAGCGUAUGCCGAAUUACUGCAGGGCCUGGAAGAACCACCACCUGCCACAGAGCCAUAGACUUCCAUUCUCCGUCAAUCACUCUACACAUUGCUCUUAGAUGACACUUGUGUAUCUUAGGUCCAGCUUUCAGUUACAGUUCACAUGUUGAUUGAUCAAUAGGCUCUAUUUACAAAAAUGGCGAUAUUAAGGUGUAACUACUGUGUGCUACUUUAAAUAUUGGCUUUCCAAAAUCCUCAAAGCGAGCAAGAACAUACGCUGUAUUCAAAUUCAGAUUUCAAGAUGUUUCCAAAUAUAUUUAUAUUUUUAUAUUGCCUAGCACUUCACAUUGCACUUUUCUAUAGUUUUAUGAGGGGAAAGCAUGUUGUAUCUGUUAGCACUGCAUUUGUGUGUAGUUCUAUUGUCAGACUUAAAUCAUUUUCAGUUAUUUUUCUAAUUUCACUUAAUAUUAAGAAGACAUGGGAAAGUGCCUUGGCAUUAGAUCAUUUACCACUACACCUUCAACAUACAGUACCAGUCAAUAGUUUGGGAACACCUACUCAUUCCAUGGUUUUU